Messenger RNA from Staurois parvus, 376 nucleotides. The record is from the annotation of a GenBank genome assembly. Lineage: Eukaryota; Metazoa; Chordata; Amphibia; Anura; Ranidae.
AUUCUCACUGCGCAUGUGUGGCUCAGAGAGAGCGCAGCACGGCAAUCGGCGGUGUGCUGUGUUCCUCGGACACAGCGGAUUACUGAUCCACAGAAAGAGCCGAAGAUGUCAGCUCGGUCAUGUGAUCAGUUGUGUCCAAUCACAGCUGAUCACAUCAGUGCCACCUGUCAGUGUCCAUCUGAGCUGCCUUUCAGUGCCGCCUAUCAGUGCCAGUCAGUGCCGCCUAUCAGUGCCAGUCAGUGUCACCCAUCAGUGCCACCUAUCAGUGCUGCCAGUCAGUGCCCAUCAGUGCUGACGAUCAGUGCCACCUAUCAGUGCCAUAUAUGAGUGCUGCCUUUAAGUGCCCAUCAGUCAUGCCUGUCAAUGCCCAUCAGUG